Molecule: messenger RNA, 1206 nt
Organism: Dichomitus squalens LYAD-421 SS1
Lineage: Eukaryota; Fungi; Basidiomycota; Agaricomycetes; Polyporales; Polyporaceae
Exons: 7
Coding region: 1-1206 (401 amino acids)
Source: RefSeq, a predicted model, not a curated record
AUGCCUGUGACCUUCAACGUCGCGCAGCACGAUGCAGACUCUGCUAUCAUUGCAGAAGGCUACGCGAGUCCCACAGAGAAGGAUAUCCUCAAGAGUAUCUGUCACAGAGAACAGUGGAAGGAGGUUGGAGAAAUCCUGCAGUCUUCCGUACCCAAAGACACUUUGGAGUCCUCCGUAAUGACACCUGCGAAGAAUAGGUUUGUGAGCACGGUGAUUGAGGCGUAUGGGAAACAUCAUCAUCUGAAGAUCCGACCAGACGACGUUUGGAUUGCGAUACUGUCCCAGCUCAGUUUCUCCGUAAAUAGGCACUCCGAAGAGCUGCGCAACUACUUUGUUGCACACGAGGGAAAGAAGGAACUCAUGGUAGAGAGACGCGGUCGAGAUGUCAAUCGUUACACCAUCGACUUCGCUUCCAUCGCGCGAGACAUGUCGGGAGAGAUUGACAAGCACAAUCGUGUCCCGCCGGUCGUUGACAAGACCCUAGUCAAAUGGAUACUUCCCGACUUCAGUACGUCUACGUGGCAGGACGUGACAAUAUGCUCUGUUCAGCUCAUGUCAACACUCAAGUCCUAUUUCUCAUACAAGGCUAGGCUCCUGUGCGGCAUCCCUUCGGUAACGCUCGAAGGCGAAAAGGCAGACUGGGAGCGGCUUCCCAAGCGCCUAGAUCGCCUGCCCGAACUGGGAGAGGAGCCCGAGCGGUGGGCCUCGAUGCUCCGCCCGAUCCUGCGCCGUUUUGUGGACGCGUUGUACGGGCGGCCGGACGCGACGUUUUGGGAGCACGUUGUGCACCGCGAAAUCCCGCAUUUGUGGGAGCACCUACUUUCGGGGUGGAUCACCGCGUUCUGCGUGUGGGACACGAAGGGGACGUGGCUUGCGGGUCCGCGUCCGGACCCCAAGGGCCAUUCCGCCAUGCGCGCGGUCAGCACUGCUAUAGGGAGAGAGAUGACCUCUGCCGGUGAUGACUCGGACUACGUACUGGACGGCGUUGAGUACUUCACACUCGACAUGGACGACGUGGCUGAGGGCUACUGCGAGGUAGACGUGCUUCUGGAUGACAACGGAGAGGAAAUCAAGUGUAAGAUGCUCUCCGGCCACGUCGCGAUGACUAUAUCGGAAGGACAAGAGGGCUCAGGAUCAUAUGAUACACUGAGCCCUGCUCCGCAGUGGUUCUUGUAUGUCAAGCAGCCCCUAGAGCUUGAAGCCUGA